Messenger RNA from Zasmidium cellare ATCC 36951, 192 nucleotides. RefSeq lists its product as uncharacterized. Bases 1 to 192 code for a protein of 63 amino acids. The record is from RefSeq and is a predicted model, not a curated record. The transcript has 3 exons. Lineage: Eukaryota; Fungi; Ascomycota; Dothideomycetes; Mycosphaerellales; Mycosphaerellaceae.
AUGCGUAGCUUCUCCAGUCUCUUCGUGGCGUUGGCAGCGCUGUUGGCGUCAGCCAACAUUGUCACGGCAGCCAACUGCAACACCGACGUCCAGUACAGCUGUGGUGUCGACCCAGGCUCCAUCUGCUGCGACUACGGUCUUAUGUGUGCUGGUCAUAGCGGCGAGUACUACUGCGACGACGGAUCGCCGUAA